This is a messenger RNA of Vavraia culicis subsp. floridensis, 1095 nucleotides long. RefSeq lists its product as uncharacterized. Lineage: Eukaryota; Fungi; Microsporidia; Pleistophoridae. Gene Ontology annotation, cellular component: anaphase-promoting complex. Bases 1 to 1068 code for a protein of 355 amino acids. The transcript has a single exon. Gene Ontology annotation, molecular function: anaphase-promoting complex binding; protein binding; ubiquitin ligase activator activity. Gene Ontology annotation, biological process: positive regulation of anaphase-promoting complex-dependent catabolic process; anaphase-promoting complex-dependent catabolic process; positive regulation of ubiquitin protein ligase activity. The record is from RefSeq and is a predicted model, not a curated record.
AUGGACCGCUUCCUAAACCAUCCCUCAGAUCGCUCACUCUCUCCCAUCAAGGAGCACGCACCUCCCACCACGCUCUCAGAGCCGUUUCGCACCGUGCACGUGUCAAACCUGGCAGACGACUUCUACAGCAACCAUCUCGACUGGCACCAGAGCACGUUGAUGUUUGUGUGCGAGAACAAAAUCAAGCUGAUGGACUUCUACAGCAACAGAAUAACGGACCUGAAGAGCUUUGGCAGUGCGACCGUGACGUGCGUGAAGUUUGGAUCGGACGGUAAGUGCGCAAUUGUGGGAACGAGCAACGGCAACUUGCACAUCGUAGACAUGUGCACGCGGAAGACGAGCAAGUUUAAUGUGCACCGUAGCAGGAUUGGCACCGUAGAGUCGAAGGACAACAUUCUGGUGACGGGCAGCAGGGACAGGCAGACCAAGUGCAUGGACAUGAGGAGCAAGCACAUAUCGUUUGCGGUGGAAAAGCACGUGCAGGAGGUGUGUGGCGUGCGGAUGAAUAGGAGUGCAACGAUGCUGGCAUCGGGUGGCAACGACAACAAAGUGUUUGUGAUGGAGAUGCGGAACUUGAAGAGAGAGGUGAAGAUCUGUGCGCACAGAGCAGCUGUCAAGGCGAUAGAUUGGAGCAAAGGAAGUGAUUGGAUGAUGGUGAGCGGCGGUGGAACGGCCGACAAGAUCAUAAGAAUUUGGAACGUGUACGGCAUAGCGGGCGGCAGCAACGAAAACAGCAACCACGUGCACACGAACAGAGCGCACGGCAUGGAACCGCCGUGCACGACCGAUAAAAUGCUCGUGAAGGCGCAGUCGUUCAAUUCGCAGGUGUGCAACGUGUACUGGUCAUCGACCAACAAAAUACUUUCAACACACGGAUACUCCAAAAAUGAUGCUCGGAUCAGCAAUUUAUCACUGCGUACAACAAAUGUGAUGUGCUCCCAUAAGAACAGGGUCAUACACUUCGCGGUUAAUGAACGGCUGGGAUGUUUUGUGACGGGCAGUGCGGAUAAUAAGCUGUGCUUUUGGAGAAUGGAGGACUUUGAGGAUGUGGGCAUGUGGUUGAGGUGAUGUAACAAUAAAAUGUAUUAUUUUGGA